Messenger RNA from Rhizophagus irregularis DAOM 181602=DAOM 197198, 471 nucleotides. RefSeq lists its product as uncharacterized. Gene Ontology annotation, cellular component: cytoplasm. The record is from RefSeq and is a predicted model, not a curated record. Gene Ontology annotation, molecular function: ATP binding; protein kinase activity. Lineage: Eukaryota; Fungi; Glomeromycota; Glomeromycetes; Glomerales; Glomeraceae. Gene Ontology annotation, biological process: protein phosphorylation; signal transduction.
AAAUUAUAUAUGUUAUUUGGGAUUAUUUCUGGACUACAAGAUAUUCAUUAUGUAAAUCUUAUACAUUGUGAUUUUCAUGAUGGUAAUAUUUUACUACAUAAAUACGUAACUGGUAAAGUUAAAGUAUUCAUAAGCGAUCUAGGCUUAUGUAGACCUAUUAAAUCAUCUUUAAAAAAAGAUGACAUUUAUGGUGUUAUACCAUUUAUGGCUCCAGAAAUUUUAAGGGGUAAUUCUUAUACUAAAGCUAGCGACAUAUAUAGUUUUUCUAUGAUCAUGUGGGAAUUUAUAUCUGGAGUUCCACCUUUUAAUGAUAAAGACCAUAAUCUCCAACUUAGUUUAGAUAUUUGUAGAGGUGAACGCCCAGAAAUUCCCAAAGGCAUCCCACAAUGUUACACUAAUUUAAUGAAAAGGUGUUGGGAUGAAGAUCCAAAUGAAAGACCAUCAACAUCCGAGGUUUUUAAAACAAUUAGG